UCGAAAGUGAAGCUGGUUCAUCGUCGUUGUUUUUCCUUAGAGGUGACAACUCGAAGGGACGCUUUUCGGCUACAAGAAUACACGAAUAAAUCAGUCAUUAAGUGGGUGUUCUAUGGCGUUUAUUUGGACUGUGAAAACUACUGUAAACAAUGGAGCUGAACAUUUCAACAAGACACUACCGAGGCUCAAAAGCAUACUUCCCACUCCAGGACCAGAACACCAUGGCCUGUAUAAUCAAGGGGCAACGUGUUAUUUGAACAGUGUGCUGCAGGUCCUCUUCAUGACUAAGGACUUCAGAGAGGCCGUGGAAAGUGAUAGGCCUCCUCAAGAAGAAGACACUGUUGAUCUACAGCUGAGAAAGUUGUUUACAACUUUACGUGAAAUUGAAACUAACACAAAGGGCAUCUCAUCAAUACUAGGCAUUGAUGAUGUAUACAAGCAAUGUGAUGCGGCUGAGUAUUUUGAGAAGAUUUUAGGCAUGGUCAAUCCUGAAGUGUCAAAGAAAGAUGGCUUUAAGGAGUUCUUCAAGUCUUCAACUGUCAAUGGGGAAAACCAAAUGUACUGUGAUGAAUGUGAAAAGAAAUCAGAUGCAACCAUUGAAUGCAAGAUGGAAUAUCACCCAGAAAUUCUUACUCUGCUCCUCAAGCGGUUUGAAUUUGACUACUACAGCAUGUCAUAUGUCAAAAUCAACUGCUGCGUGGAUGUGCCUCACACACUACAGACAGAGAAAUGUGAAUAUGAACUCUAUGCGAUUGUGGACCAUUUCGGAAGUCUUAGAGGUGGACAUUACACUGCUAAGAUCAAAUCCUUUGAAGAUCACAACUGGUAUGAGUUCAAUGACUCACAUGUCACAAAGCUCCAACCAGCUCCACUGAUUGAAAGUUCUUGGAGUGCUUAUCUACUGGUGUACAGGAAAUCACAUGCAUCAGAUCGUGAGAACCAUGGAACCAACCGAGUUCACGGUUCACUCCGAGAGGAUGGGGUUACAGAGGUUGGAGAGCAUGUUCAAAUAAAGACAAGUGGAGAUGAUGAUCACGGUGUUGAUGGAAAUAAAGGACAUGGACAACAUGUUGCAGUCAGAAGAAAGGAAAAUGUAGGAAAGGCAGAUACAGGAAGAGAUGAUGAUGAUUUGAUAGAGAGAAGAAAGGAGGAUGCUGCACACAGGAGAGAGGAUGUGGAUGAAACAAGACGAUAUGAUGUGGUUUUGAUAACAGAGAAACAGCAGACUCCAGAGAUAUGUCGGAAAUUAGGCAGAAUCCGUGUGUUUCAUCAUGACUAUAUUUUGCCCAUCAGGUAUUCAUCAUUGAAAGAAGAGGAUAAUGUUGUGGAGAGAAUAGAACAGGAUGAUGUAGUGAGAAGGGUAGAUAAGGACAGAGAGGGUGUCGUGGUAAAGGGAGAAACGCAUCUCGGUGAGACAAAGACAAGUCUGACCAAGUACGGAGAGUCUUCCAGCUUUACAAACAGGUGUGAGACCAUCUCAUCACAUUCUUCUCACAUCCACCAAGAGUUAAAUGAACUCUUGAUGGAAAAGGACGAAAAGGAUGCCAAUUACAGCCAGGUACUUGCUAAAGUUCAGGACAACAAGCUGAGAGAGGUUCGUGAGAGGCAGAAGAAGAACAAGGCUCACUGUGGUUUCAGGCGCUUCUGGGGUGUCCGUGGCAAGCACACCAAGACCAUCGGUCGCGGUGGUCGCACCGUUGGUAUGUCUAAGAAGAAGUAAACUAUGUCCCGACUCCCCGUGUGUCUAUAAAUGCCACAGUUCACACACACACACACACACACACACAUAAAAAAUAACGAUGCAAGAAGAAUGAAAAGAGAAGUGUAGAAGAGAUGGAGCUUUUGGGUAAAGACAAGAAAAGAAGAAAGAGGAACUUCAGGGAAGGAGAGGAGGGAAUGGAAAAGAAGUGAGAUGGAUACAUAUGAAGUUUCUGUUUUGUCCAAUUUGAAAACUGAAAGAAGAAUGUAUGGAAUAUGGAAUAUAUUCUGAUUUUGGGAACAAUUCUGUCUUUAACCCUGUCUUAUCUUUUUAUAUACUGUAUGUUUAACAACUAACUUUAACUGAAGUCCUGUUAUUAGCCUCUUUUAUGUUCAACAUCGUUCAUCACUUUACUCAGAUUACUUUCUUG
Molecule: messenger RNA, 2129 nt
Organism: Salvelinus namaycush (lake trout)
Lineage: Eukaryota; Metazoa; Chordata; Actinopteri; Salmoniformes; Salmonidae
Product: ubiquitin carboxyl-terminal hydrolase 13-like
Exons: 11
Coding region: 113-1720 (535 amino acids)
Biological process (GO): protein deubiquitination
Cellular component (GO): cytosol; nucleus
Molecular function (GO): cysteine-type endopeptidase activity; cysteine-type deubiquitinase activity
Source: RefSeq, a predicted model, not a curated record